AUGUCGAGCCGCGGCGUCGCCAAGUUGGAGCUCGUCAAGGUCGAGCUCGAGCGGGCAGAUGGGUCCGUCAAGAGGUGGAGCCUCGGCGUGACCGACAGGGCCGGCGAGCGGCGCUCUUUCGAGGACGUCAAGCGCGAGGUCGCCGCCCUCGUCUGCCCUCCCCUCGCCUCGUUCACCCUCGUCUGCACCUCGCCGUCGCCGCUCUUCGGCUGCGGCAUCACGUCGAGCUGCUGGGACGCCGUCGAGGACGGCGCCGUCCUGCGGAUCGAGCUCGACGACCCGGUCCUGCCGCGAGACGUCGAGGUCGAAGCGCGAGGGCGUCCGGUCAAGGUGCGCGGCGGCUCGCAAGGAGCUCACGACGAGCGUCAAGGUCGCCUUCUCGCUCAGCAAAUGCCGUUCGAUUCGCCCGACUACAUCUCGACGCCGACCUCAUCUUCUUCCCGUACCACCCACCACGUCUCGUCGUCCGCAUCUGUCAUCGACACCGCACCCUCGUCCCCUCACUCGACGACCGACACGUUCCGCACCGCGACCGACUCGCCGCGCCUACCUCUCUCGCCGCCGCACUCGCUCCCGGGCUCACGCCGGUCGAGCGUCGCCUUUGACUCGCACGGUCCGAGCAUGAUCACGAUCUCGAGCGGGUCGUCCUCGUCGUCGUCGAGCAGGCCGCCGUCGUCGAGGUCCCGCAGCACGACGCCUGCACCCGCAGCUCGUCGCGGCAUCACGCCGUCCGACUCGCCGUCGCAGCCGCACACGGUCGAGCAGCUGUUCGGCGGCCUCGACGACAUCUUCAAGACCAAGAUCGAGGCCGAGCACCCCAAGGCGACGAAGGCGCGCUCGGCAGCGUCGAGGUCGCCGCGCGAGGUUCGUUCGCCCGGCGUCGAGGACGGCGUCCCGGCAGCGAGCAUCCCGGCGGCGUCGUCGUUGCACCUCGCUCGUCAAGCAUCGUUCGAGGAUGCGCUCCGGGUCCGACUCGCCGCCGAGCCAAAGAUCCGCUCGCCGAGUGUCUUCAAGCCGUCGCUCCUCGCCGGCCUCGUCUCGCCCGGUCUCGCCCGCACGGGCCCUCCUCCCCUCGAUCGCCUCCCUCUCAAUGACCCAGCGUCCCUCCUCGCCUCGCCAGCCCCUUCCUCCAACCUCGAAUCCGUCGCCGAGCUCUCCAGACCUCGACGACCCGCGCUCGACGUCACGGUCUCGGUCGGCGCACGUCCGCUUCGCCGCCGGCCUCGCCUCGAGUCGCCCGCCGACGCCGGCCAAGUCGCCUUACGCCUCGCCACCGUCGACGCCGGGCCUACGGCCGUCGCCGAUGCAGGCACCGUGGGUGCCGCUGCGCUCGGCGUCGACCUCGGCAUCCUCGUCGCCCUCAUCGACUAG
Messenger RNA from Rhodotorula graminis WP1, 1371 nucleotides. RefSeq lists its product as uncharacterized. Bases 1 to 1371 code for a protein of 456 amino acids. NCBI's taxonomy places the organism in Eukaryota, Fungi, Basidiomycota, Microbotryomycetes, Sporidiobolales, Sporidiobolaceae. The transcript is spliced from 4 exons. The record is from RefSeq and is a predicted model, not a curated record.